AUGGGUGAAGCCUAUGACAUUGUAGUUGUGGGUGCCGGCUGGUUCGGUCUGGCUGCCGCCAAAGCCGCUUCUCAACUCAUGCCCGACGAGACGCUCGCGGUGCUCGAGAGCGCCGAGAGCUGCGGCGGCACCUGGUCGCGCAACCGCCUCUACCCGGGCCUCAAGUCCAACAACAUGGUCGGCACGUACGAGCACCCCGACUUCCCCAUGACGGAAGCGCGCUACGGCGUCAGGCCGGACACGCACAUCCCAGGCGCCGUGCUGCACCAGUACCUGACCGACUUUGCGCACCACUUUGGCUUCUUUGACCGGAUCCAGUUCCGCAGCAAGGUCGACGUCGUCGAGCCCGCGGACGGCGACGGCGGCAGCGCCUGGAAGCUGUCCGUCACGGGGCCCGACGGAAAGCGGCGCGAGGUCGCGGCCAAGAAGCUCAUCCUGGCGACGGGCCUGACGUCGACGCCCAACAUGCCCACGUACAAGGGCAGCGAGGACCUCGGCGCGCCGCUCUUCCACGCCAAGGACUUUUGCGCGCAGGCGCCGCGCCUCAUGGGCAGCGUCAAGAGCGCCGUCGUCGUCGGCGGCGCCAAGUCGGCAUACGACGUCGCCUACGCCAUGGUGCAGGACGGCGCCACCGUCGACCUCGUCAUCCGGGACAACGGCCACGGGCCCGUCUGGAUAGCGCCCGCGUUCGUCACGCCCUUCAAAACGCGCCUCGACCAGCUGCUCCUGGUCCGCUGGAUGACAUGGAUGGCGCCGUGCCCGUGGGGCGGCGAGGACGGCUUCGGCAGCGUCCGCGGCUUCCUGCACGGCACGGCGCUCGGGCGCUUCCUCGUGGACCUGUUUUGGAAGAUUCUCUCGGCGGACGUGGUUGGCGCCAACGGCUACGACACGCACCCGGAGCUCGCGAAGCUCAAGCCCUGGCACUCGGCGUUUUGGAUCGGCAGCGGGCUGAGCAUACUGAACUACCAGACGCCGUUCUUUGACCUGGUCAAGGACGGGCGGAUCAGGGUGCACAUAGGGCAGAUUGACCACAUGGAGCACAAGACCGUGGUGCUGGCCGACGGGACGAGGCUGCAGACUGAUGUGGUCGUGUGCUCGACGGGCUGGAAAAAGGAGUCGCCAAUCAAGUUCAACAACAUGGACGCUCCGACAAGGUUUGGCCUGGACGUGUCGGAUGCCGAGCUCGCCAAGCUCAACAAUAAGGCCGACGAGGACGUGCUCAAUCUGUUCCCGCGCCUGCGGUACCAGCCCAAGCUCCGCUUCACGCCCAAGGCCGGCGAGCCGCUGCGCCUGUACCGCUUCAUCGUCCCCUCGACGCACGUGUUCGCCCGCAGCAUCGCCUUUGCGGGGGCCGUCUCGAGCGUCAACACGGCGACGUGCGCGGCCGCGCAGGGCCACUGGAUCGCAGCCUACCUCUCCAACAGGCUCGACCGCCUGCCGAGCACCGGCGACGAGGUGUCAGACGAGAUCAUGCUGCACACCCAAUGGGGCAAGUGGCGCUACCCGUGCGGGUACGGCGCCAGCCUGCCGGAUUUUGUGUUUGAGGGCCUGCCGUACGUCGACUUGCUCCUGAGGGACAUGGGGCUGAGGAAUAACCGAAAGGGGAGCUUGUUCGCAGAGCUGACGAAGCCGUACCUCCCACGAGACUUUCGGGGAUUGGUCGAAGAGUGGAAGGCGUUGCAUGACGGGACCGGCAAGACGGCCUGA
Akanthomyces muscarius is the source of this 1707-nucleotide messenger RNA. RefSeq lists its product as uncharacterized. The transcript has 2 exons. The coding region runs from base 1 to 1707 and encodes 568 amino acids. The record is from RefSeq and is a predicted model, not a curated record. Lineage: Eukaryota; Fungi; Ascomycota; Sordariomycetes; Hypocreales; Cordycipitaceae.